UAGCAUUUGAGGUUAGGUCAGCUCAGAGGCAGAUUCCCAUGCGAGUGGAAAACACGGACUUCCUGGGCAUUUCCUGGCUCACAGUGUUGAUCUAGUGAUAAAAUAAUGGGCCAAGUGGGGUCUAUGAUCUCUCGCCGUGCGAAUCGGUUCAAUGCGGAGAAUCGUGCUCACAGAAUCAUCGCGAGAGACAAACCGACACCGGCACCCAAAUACGAGUCCAACUUAAAGGACUUACAAAAGGCGCUGGAAAUCACGCCGGAUUUGGUGGAGAAGCUGAGCAAGAAGGACGUCGGUCUGGACGAUAGAUUGAAGCAAGUUUAUGUAACAUCAGAGACAACAAUUGUGAAGCACAACCCGGAGACUCAGAACAUCGAUAGACCUCUGCCCAUGGACACGAAGCGUCUCCCAGACUUUGAGUUCGGCCACAAAGAUCCCGAAUAUGUGACUCCAGGAAAGGUGACCAUGCAGCAGAUUUCGCAAUUUCUGGCUGAUCACGAAAGGAAUCGGGAUCUGUGGACGGUGGAGAAGAUAGCAGAGCACUAUAAACUACCUCUAGAAAAAGCUAGAGCAAUCGUCAAACAUUUUCGUGCGUUUCAAGUUUAUGUGCCAGAUAUCAAGAGCAGUAAAAAAAUCCUGGAAGCAGGCCCACAGAAAGUACUACCAGAAUCUAAAUCCAGUUCAGAUGAGUCAAACAAGUCGUAAUAUUAGAGAAAUUGCGGUAAAAUAGAGCACUUUAGAAGGAAUUUGUGAUUUCUUGGUUUUCGCUCCGACACACGA
Messenger RNA from Phlebotomus argentipes, 777 nucleotides. RefSeq names its product protein NDUFAF4 homolog. The transcript is spliced from 3 exons. Gene Ontology annotation, biological process: mitochondrial respiratory chain complex I assembly. The record is from RefSeq and is a predicted model, not a curated record. NCBI's taxonomy places the organism in Eukaryota, Metazoa, Arthropoda, Insecta, Diptera, Psychodidae. Gene Ontology annotation, cellular component: mitochondrion. Bases 106 to 702 code for a protein of 198 amino acids.